Messenger RNA from Symbiodinium sp. CCMP2456, 231 nucleotides. The record is from the annotation of a GenBank genome assembly. Lineage: Eukaryota; Dinophyceae; Suessiales; Symbiodiniaceae.
GAACUGUGAUGUCAUGAAGCUGCUUCUUUCGGCCCGCGCCGCAGUCAACGACAGCGACUGCCGUGGUGCGACGGCCUUGCACUGGGCCAUGAUUUCCAACACCGCCCAGGGCGUCCGCAUUCUCUGCGAAGCAGGUGCUGACGCCGAACUGAUCAGCCAACCCGCCACGGCCCCCCUUGCGUGCACUGCGCUGGGCUCGGCAGACGCACUUCGCGAGCUGCUGGCGCAGAG